Strongylus vulgaris is the source of this 465-nucleotide messenger RNA. NCBI's taxonomy places the organism in Eukaryota, Metazoa, Nematoda, Chromadorea, Rhabditida, Strongylidae. The record is from the annotation of a GenBank genome assembly.
AUGCGGGACUUAGUCCCAUUCCUAUCACUGGCAUUUCUGGCUUUUGGAGAUGCGCAUGUAGCGCUCACAUUCCCUGAAGCACGAUUUCCGCCAUUAGACUUUCUCGACACAUCACGUACUCAUGGACCUUGUGGUGUUCCACUGCCACGACGACCGCAUUACACAAAUUUGGUCGCAGGCAGUACCUACAACUUCACAUGGAGGAUGCAAUACCCACAUCAGGGCGGUUACCGAAUAGUCCUCAUCGACAAAGAAGGUCAAACCAUAGAAGAAUUAGCACCUUUGAAUGGAAUGGAAUUUGCCGGUACCGAUGAACCAAUCGCCCAAUCACAAAAUGUUCGAUUCACACGCGCAUGCUCUCAAUGUACAGUGAUAUUUGAGCGACAAGCAUUGGAAUGGGGUCAAAAUUAUCGGUUCCGUAGCUGCGCCGAUGUGAAUGUCCUGGAAACAAUGCCUGGUAGGUGA